AUGUUUGACAAAAAAUUGUUAAAUGCUUUUCCUCAAAUAUCACAUACAAAUUUAAUAAAUAUAUUGAAAGAUUUGCCUGGACCUAAGGAUUUAGUUGUUGAACAUUUACUUUUCAAACCACUUGAGAUUUUCAUUGAUAUGAAAAGCUUAAGACUUUAUGGUGUUGAUAAAGUUUAUAAAUUACAAGAAUCAAUCAACCCAAUUACCAAUCAGCAGUGCAUCUUUUUGGUUUCAUCUAAUUUAGCAGCAACAAAAAUUAUUUGUGAUCUCAUCAACUCUUGCUUAAGUAUUUCAAGCUUAGCUAAAGAUAUUAUAAAAGUCAUUCUUGUUCCCAGGUCAUUAAUUGCUAUUGAAAAACAAUUUGAGGAAGAAGGUGUAUUUGGUUAUGUCGAAAUAUUUGAAUUCCAGUGGGAUUUCCUUCAUUUAGGAGAUUCAUUACUGUCAUUGGAGUUGAUAGAUUUCUACAAAAAUGUAUUUGUUAAUGAAAAUCAAUCAUUGCUAUUACCUGUUGCUAAAGCCUUAUGGACUGCUUUUAUGGUUUUAGGGUUUCCUAAAACUGUUUGUAUAAAUGGAAAGUUUUCUACUGCUGUCUAUAAAUUAUUAAAUAGAUAUUUUAAAGAAAAAGGAAAGCCAAAGAUCAAUAAUGAAUCUUGUUUUUGUAUUUUAGAUAGAGAUUUUGAUUAUGCAAGUGUUCUGUUAACUCCUUGUACAUAUGCUAGUCUAUUAGAUCAAGUAGUUGGUAUUCAAAAUGGUAUUGUAGAAAUAAAAAAAAAUGAUGGAACUAUAUCAAUAAAGAAUUUGUGUAACCCUGAUGAAACUUAUGAAUAUGUCAAAUAUAAACAGUUUGGUGAUGUAUUAAAUUAUUGGAAAUCAAAAUCUAAAGAAUUACAAGAUAAAUUAGAAAAAAGCAAAAAAUUACAGUUAGAUGAAAUGAAACAGUAUGUCACUCAAGAAUUACAAAAUGUCUUAAUAGCAAAGAAAAAUCUUACCUUUCAUAUAGACGCAUCGGAAUUAGUCUCAAAAGUAAUAGGUGAUACAUUUAUAGAUUACAUAACAAUUGAAAAAAACAUGUUAGAAAACAGAAAUCGUAAAGAAAAUUUAAACAGUAUUGAAGAUUUAAUGGCCUUUGGAAAAGGUAGUGCUAGUAAUGUAUUACAACUAAUAUGUUUAUUUUCAUUAACACAAGAUGGGUUCACAUCAAUAGAAUUAAAUAACAUAAAAAUAAAAUUUUUGCAUCAAUUUGGAUUUCAGUAUUUUGAAACAUUUCAUGUUUUAGAAAAAUCAAAUUUAAUAAUAAAACAAGAUAAUAAUUCAAUUUUACAUAGUAAUUUAAAUAAAAUUAUUUCAAUUAAUAAAACUAAGCAAAUGAUGCAAAACAUGAUGCAAAAAUUAAGAAUUGCAGAUGAUAGUGAACAUUGUAUGAGUGCUGCAUUUGGAGGGUCUUAUGUGCCUGCUAUAGGGAAAUUAAUUGAAAUUAUAUGUAAAGAAGAAAUGCCCGAAGAAGAAAUAAUUAAAUUGCUAUCAAAUUAUUCAUUCCAAGUUAAUGAUUUUAAGACUGGCAUAAAAUCUGUAUAUGUGAUGGUGAUUGGAGGUAUAACGUAUGCUGAACAAGCUGCGCUUCAUUUUUUAGAAAAAUCAAUGAAUAUAAAAAUAUUUAUUUUCAGUACAAAUAUAAUAAAUGGAAAUAUAUUAAUAAAUUCUUGUUUAUAG
Sipha flava (yellow sugarcane aphid) is the source of this 1710-nucleotide messenger RNA. It is a transcript of the gene Vps33B, whose product is annotated as vacuolar protein sorting-associated protein 33B. Lineage: Eukaryota; Metazoa; Arthropoda; Insecta; Hemiptera; Aphididae. Gene Ontology annotation, cellular component: CORVET complex; lysosome. Gene Ontology annotation, biological process: vesicle-mediated transport; intracellular protein transport. The record is from RefSeq and is a predicted model, not a curated record. Bases 1 to 1710 code for a protein of 569 amino acids. The transcript is spliced from 2 exons.